Messenger RNA from Cyanidioschyzon merolae strain 10D, 252 nucleotides. RefSeq lists its product as hypothetical. The transcript has a single exon. Gene Ontology annotation, molecular function: metal ion binding. Lineage: Eukaryota; Rhodophyta; Bangiophyceae; Cyanidiales; Cyanidiaceae. Gene Ontology annotation, biological process: protein histidyl modification to diphthamide. The record is from RefSeq and is a predicted model, not a curated record. The coding region runs from base 1 to 252 and encodes 83 amino acids.
AUGGAAACAGAGACUAAUGUAUACGACGAAGUCGAGAUCGAAGAUAUGAACUAUGAAGAAGAUGCCCAGAGGUACACGUACAAUUGCCCGUGUGGGGACCUAUUCGUUCUCACAGUCGCAGAAAUGCGGCGUGGGGAACAGAUUGCCAAGUGCCCGUCGUGCUCGCUUCGCAUCCGGGUCAUCUAUGACGUAGAGGCGUGGUGUCCCAGCAGAGCGGUUCCGGUCUGUGCACCAGCCGCUACGCGGGUAUAG